CUAGCCAUUGCAUGGUAUAAGUCUUUCUGCCUCUCCCCGUUUUCUUCUGCUUGCCUCUUCCAGGUUCCAGCCGCGAUCGGCAGAGAUGGAGAUCAGGCGGCGGCGGGCACUGGCGAUGGCUGUGGCGGGGGUGCUGGCCGCAGUGGCUAUUGCUCAGGUGGCCACGGCUGCGACGAGUUACACGGUGGGGGCGCCGGACGGGCUGUGGGACAUGCACACGGACUAUGCUGAGUGGGUCGCCGCCAGGACGUUCCACCGCGGCGACAACAUCACGUUCACGUACUCGAGGGAGCUGCACGACGUGGUGGAGGUGGGCAAGGCCGGCUACGACGCCUGCUCCAGCGCAAACAACGUCUCCGCCUUCCGCUCCGGCAACGACGUCGUCGCCCUCACUGCCGUCGGCACGCGUUACUUCCUCUGCGGCCUCACCGGCCACUGCGACAGCGGAAUGAAGAUCAGGGUCGACGUGGUCGCAGCGUCCACCGGUCCCGUAGCGGCGCCGCCCACUACGUCUGCCGGGGGUAACGUCGUCGCAGGCCUUGGCGCGCUCGUGGUGACGCAGGCUCUCCUGGGCAGCAUCAGCGUCUGGUGAAGUGUGUACGUACGUCCGUACUAUGCUUUUGGUAUCGCUUUUUUUUGUGUGUGCUUUUGGUAUCGCUGCUUGUGAUUGAUAUUUCAGUUUUUCUUUCCGGUGGAUCGCGUGUUCGGAUUAAAGCAUACGUUUAUAACCUGGUAUCUGGAAAUUUCCCACCAGCCACUCGUACUCGCUUGACUUCUGCAUUCGAAUGGACAUAACCAAAUUAA
Messenger RNA from Triticum dicoccoides, 804 nucleotides. RefSeq names its product mavicyanin-like. Gene Ontology annotation, molecular function: electron transfer activity. Bases 86 to 592 code for a protein of 168 amino acids. The transcript has 2 exons. NCBI's taxonomy places the organism in Eukaryota, Viridiplantae, Streptophyta, Magnoliopsida, Poales, Poaceae. The record is from RefSeq and is a predicted model, not a curated record. Gene Ontology annotation, cellular component: plasma membrane.